Messenger RNA from Asterias rubens (European starfish), 6141 nucleotides. Its product is annotated as microtubule-associated protein futsch-like. The transcript has 8 exons. The record is from RefSeq and is a predicted model, not a curated record. NCBI's taxonomy places the organism in Eukaryota, Metazoa, Echinodermata, Asteroidea, Forcipulatida, Asteriidae. Bases 113 to 5206 code for a protein of 1697 amino acids. Gene Ontology annotation, molecular function: nucleic acid binding; protein binding.
GCGCGCAACAAGUUAGCGAAAAUUAAAGAUGGCAGCCUCCACCACGUCGGAAUGUUUGUUGUAACGUCAAUUGUUUAGGGAAACACGUCUAAACUAUUCACUUGUGCAAAACAUGGACCGUUCUUUAUUCGUACGAGCGGUAAAAUACCAUGGCUCUGAUUUUGAUCGUUUGGUCAAGGAAGAACAAACUGGGGCUACUUUCCUAGACGAAAAUGCAGCUGCAGAAGCAACGUCCGACAAAUCCGAAAUAGACGGUUGCGCACUCAACGACGGGGUUGUAAAGGCGAAUAAGGAGAAUACUUCUUCCUCUAAACGAACAGAUAUCAAAAGAAGGAGCAAACAUCAAAACACAGGAUUCAACAAAGAAUUCAUUCAAAAUCUUCAUGGCUUUAUAGCAAGAAAAGCAGAUUUAUUCUUCAGGAAACCUGAUGAGCUACCAAGCAGUGCUAGCAGUACUGACGUCCCAUUAGCAAAGGAUGAUGAGAAAUCGGACUACUACGCAAUCAUCCCGCCUCUGGAGCAGUUCAUGGGCAUUGACAUUGAAGUAUGCCAAGAGAAAGUCUUCGGACUUCUUAAAGUCGGCGAUGUCGUCUGUGGUCGCAUCCUCACCACCAAAGAAUUUGGCAUUUUCGUCAAGCUCUUGGCACUUUGCAAGGAUACAUCUCGUUUUCUUGAAGACUGUGAGGUGGUCGCUUUGCUGCCUGCAGGAGAACUCAGGGACAGAUAUUCAAAUGUUGCGUCAGUCGGCGAUUUCAGCGUUGGGGAUCUUGUCCGAGCUGUGGUUACCAAAGUCACCGCUGAGGAGCAGAAAGUUCUUGUUUCAUUGCAUGCGAGAGAAGAUCUAAAAGAGGACUCAAUUCUGGGCCUGAUUACAGAAGCAGACCUCCCAGUUCAUUAUCGACGCAGUGUACUUCAACUGGACUCUUUAGAGACGUAUGGAGACAUGCUUGAAAGCACCGUGGGUUUUGACAAUCCUUUCAACGUAUCGUACCUUGGAGUUAAGCUGGGGCUGGGAAAUGCUGCUCCCAUGUCACUCAUGCGGGGUCUUCAAAGGAAGAACUUUCCAGACAAGGAGUUUUCAGAACCGUUAAGAAAAUGGCAGACAAACAGAUGGUCAAUGGAAAGUGUUGCUAAGGGUGUGGAGCACUUCAAGGCAGAGAGGUUCAUAGAAGCAAUGCAACAUCUUAACAAAGCCUUGGAGAUUGAUGAGCAGAAUGUAGAGGCAUUUGUGGCAAGAGGGGCUCUGUACGCAAACAGAGAUCAUCUGUCCAAGGCUCUGGGCGACUUCAGCAAGGCUCUUAAGAUUAAUCCAAACCACCGCAACGCUAAUAAGUACAUGUGUGAAACACUCCUUGAAAGGGGAAAACAGCUUGAGGAGGCGAGUAGCCUGGAGAAGGCCGCUGACUGCUACAAAGCAGCGAUUGAGAUCAAACCAGGUUUCUUAGAGGCGCAGUUGUGUCUCAGUAACAUCAAGAAGAUGAGGACGCCCAAAAAGAUAACCAGCUCCCCAGAAUCAAUCUCCUCUGCUUCGCCGGGAUCUCCAGACUUAACUCUCAUCUCAGCCGAGACUCUUAGACAAAUGGUGGAUACAGAGCAUAACGCAUCAGCACACACCAAGAGUAGCGCAGAGAAGAGCAAAAAGAAGAAAAAGAAGAAAGGCAAAGAAAGAGACAAGUCCUCAAGCAGGAAAGACGAGAAGCAUUCUAGCAAGAGCAAGAAGAGGUCAAAGAAGAAGAGGAAGUAUUCUAGGAGUUCAGAUAGUUCAGUUUCUUCAAGGCCUUCCAGGUCAAGAGGAAGCUUACACUCUCGAGAAACAAGUCAACAGAGAAGUGGCAGAAAGCUCUUCAGAGAAGAAAGAAAAGCGGACAGAACUUCGAGCAAGAAGAGAGCCGACUCUCGGAAGAGAAGCAAAUCAUACUCUAGUUCUAGCUCUAGAUCUAGGUCAAGAAGCCGACAUCUCAGUGACCGCAAGAGGACUAAAUCUGGAAGAAGGCGGUCUGGGUAUAACUCUGAGAGCAUUAGCUCUGACUGUUCUUCAAGAUCAAGACCUAAACAUAGGAAUGCAAGAAAAACCAGGAAACUUGAAUUUGUCGCAAAAACUGAAGAACCAACAUCUAACAGAAAGAGUAUAGUUGUACAAAGUAAAAAUAGUGAAAGUGCCGGAAGAGGACGAACAAGGUCUAACCAUUCCAGCAGUGAGAGCACCUAUGGCUCUCUUUCGCCAGAACCUUCAAGAAAGAAAUCCAAACCAGGGUCAGAAUCAAGAAAGACAAGAGAUGAGAAAUCGCAGGCGAAAAACACAGCAAAGCAUCUCAAAACAAGAGAAAAUCAGUCUUCAUCAGUGUCGCCAAGAUCAAGACGUAGCACAAUAUCCACAGAAUCACAACGAAGUCACACAAAAGAUGAUGAGGAAGGUCUUCAGUACUCACCCACUAGAAUAGAUGGAUCAUUUCUUCAAAAGGGGAUCAAGGAUGACAGGUCUAGAUCUAAAUCAAGUUCAAAAGAUGGCUCCCAUCCAUCGAGAAGGCACAGUAGGGAUGUUUCUCCACAAGACCAAAUGAAAAUGGGAACGCAAAAGAAAGAUAUUCACAACAAAGGUUAUGUUGCCAAGAUAAAAGCAGACAAAUACAUCCUUGAUAAGGCACAGAGGGACGACAGUGGAUCAAAGACAAAGUCGGGCAAGAGAAAAAGUUAUGAAAAUGACAGUAAGAAAGGAAGAAGAGUAAGCCACUCAGUAGACAGCAUCAAUGAAGGAAGUCAAGAGCAGAAGGAGAAUCCUUCAGAUAAACUCAAGAACAGGAGAAAUCAGAGCAAAUCAAAAAAUCAGGAUGCCAAGAGAGGACGCAGAGACGGGAAGAGUCAAGAUAGAAGAAACAGAAGUUUGUCGAGAGGGUCUUAUUCUGAGAGUAGUUACUCAGAUGGAAGUUACUCUGACGGAAGCUACUCCAGCUACAGUUUAUCAGGAAGCCGUUCUUACAGUUACAGCAGUUACAGUAGCUAUACAGCAUCAGGGUCUAGCAGCGACUCUGAUGACAUGACCAAAUCAAGAAAACGCUCGAGGCCAGAAAGCAGAAGCACAUCGAAGACCAAAUCCAGGAAGUCUGAUGUGAGGAAGAAGCAAGACGAGGAUGUGGACGAGGAUGUGGACGAGGAUGAUAGUGAUAGUGAUGUGGAUACAGGUAUGUACGAGAUCUCUAGAGACCAUCUUGAAAUGUAUAUGGAGAGCAAGAGCUAUCAGACCAAGAAAGCUGGCGAGGGAACACCGUUAAAGAGGAAGAAGAGGAAGCAUUCAGAACAGGAACAAGAGGACGAACCUAGCAAAGACAGCAAAGUGAAAAGUCAAGAGAAAGAAAAACCUUUAGAUAGAAUUGAGAAACUGAAGACACCUGUACCACCUGAAAUCAAGAAAGAGGAACUAAAGAAACCACCUGUGGCUGAACCUUCCUCAGAUGUGAGGCUAGCCAAGAAAAGAAGAUUCAAAGAAGUCAAAGAUGAACCUUCUCCUCCUCAUCAGCAGACCAUUGCAAUGGAAUUUGCCAAACCUGCCAAGGUUUCUGGAGAACACAUCCAACCAUCCGCUCAACAUGUGCCUCUCCGUCAGUCAUUAGUAGGUGCAUCUCAAACAGGUCACAAUCGGCCAGUAGUGUCUCAUCAGUCAAACGAAUCUGAUAUUGGCUUCCAUCAUCAGCCAGGUAUGGGCAUUAUUGAACAACAACGAGUACUGCCCAGUAAGAUUCACCAGUCAGUUCCUGAAGCCAAGAUUAACGAUCAACCGCAACCAAGCGAAUCUGAAAUGAAUACAAACAUAGCUGUUCCUUCCACAGCUUCUGCUUCAGGAGUUUCCAGACCGACUGGAGUAGAAGAGUUUACACUAGAAAUGUUUACCCCAGAACAACAAGCUGUCAUUAAGACCAUCUCUAAACAACUGGAAAACAUCCGACGACAAAGGUUGCAAGAAGAAAGAGCAUGCUCUGGAAUGAUACUGGAUACAAACCGUCCUGGUAUUAAGAGACCUCAAGAAGGUCAUGAUGGAACUAGGGGUGAAAGGUUGGCAGAUGUCAAAGGUCAAGGUCAGGGUCAAGGACACCACAUAGGUGUCAUUGUAUCACAGCGACCUGUUAACAAUCAUGAUGAUCAAGUACAAAGCACAAAAAGUACUGUACCGUCCUUACCAGAUCAAAGUGGACACCUUCAUGGAGUCGUAGGGUCCAGAGAUAAAGCAGGAGUGGAAGAAGAAAAACCUGCUGCUCUGACAAUUGACUACCAACACGGACAGAAUAUCGUCAUGGAAUCCAAGGGAAGGGAAAUCUUCACCCCUGAACUGCCUAGUGUCCCAACAAUUGAACAGGUCAAAUCGAGUAGAGGUCCUGCUGUACUUACAGAAAGGGCAAAAAGCAGUUUAGCUGGAGCGGGAGACAUAAGAACACAGACUUCAAGAGAAGAACGUGGACGUGGUCGUAGGAAGAGUAAAGAAAUGGAACCGUCAAGGUCACACCAUAGUAGUAAAGGUCAAAGGUCACAUGAUGACACACAUGUCAGGGAAAGGUCGGCAGAUUCAAGUCAUUACAGUUCAAAAACAAGUGAGAAGCAAAGCAUGGAUAAGAGCCUUUCAUCAAGUCAUCCAAGACACACAGAGGAAAGUGCAAAAUCGACUAAGGUUAUAGAUUAUCAGCAUGGAAGAAGUGAGAGACGUUACGAGAGAAGCGAAAGGGAUAAACCUGCCAGUAGCAGACACCAGGAUAGAUAUGGUGACAGACCCCAGGAUAGAUAUGGUGACAGACCCCAGGAUAGAUAUGGUGACAGACCCCGUGAUAAUCUCCAUGAGGCUUCAUAUGACAGACCUCUGAAUCACAGGGAUGGCAGAGACGGUCACCGUCAUAGAUAUGAUGACGGACACCCUGAGAGAGACGGGAGACAUAGCCGGGAUGAACAUUCCAGUAGUGAUAGAUAUCAUGGUGGGUCGAGUACCACCCAGGGGGACAGAUACCAUAGUAGACCCCACAGCAGAUAUAGUGACAGACAUGGCUCCAGAUCAAACCAGAGUAGUAGCAGAACACCAGUUAGACCCAAAGAGAGCAAUGCCUUCCACAAGUUGAUUACCUUCAAUAAGGACAUACAAGUUGCAGUUCUGCACAGCGAAGGGAAAUGGGCUCGUACCCAAAGUCCAGAGGUUGAGAAAAGGCAGACAAGAACAUGGUGGCUCUAAAGAGAAUUCAACUUUGGUUCACUCAUUUAUAGCGUUUUAUUGUUACACUUUAUGUAUUUGUCCUCGGCAGUGAUCCUCCUGGUCGAUUGCGGACUUUUGUUGACUUUUUUGCAUUCAAAAUCAGUGUGCUAUAAUAGUUGCUGCUGGUCUCGGGUUUCCCCUAGAAUCCUUUGCCUGCUGGUUAUGCGCAUUGGGACAUGAAUAUGGCCUAGUGCAUCUGAUCAGGUGUUUUUCGUUUGAACAAACAAACGCCGGAUUAAUUUUUAAUUUUUAUUUUUCUGUCUUGGUUUGUAUUAACAAAGUUUUUCUCUUUUUUAAUACUGUGCUGAAGAAGAAAAAAAAGAAAAAAACAAACACUUUCUUUUCCAAUGCUGUUUUAUAUUUACUAUACCUCAUACAUAUUCAUGACUAAGAGUCGAGUUCUUACUGGUCCAUUCAUCAUCAAGUGCCAGGUGUUAUUUUUGCUAAUUACCAAUGCACAUUACCAUUGUGUGAAGUCAGCCCGGCGCUAUUCUACGUGUCAUGUGCUCUACCUGUUACGAUGGUGGUACUGUUUUGUUUACAUGCAUGAACAUCGCUCUCUCUAGCGACAUCCAACACAUGAACAAAUUUAUCAUGUGCAUUUUAUUUCAGUCGUCAUUUUCCCUUGCUCCAAAUCAUCUUCCGGUAACUGAAGAAGUAUGAAGUAUAGUAAAACAAAUAUAUCAUGGUAUAUUUCGGGUAGUUAGUCGAUAUUAUCUCCCCUCGGUAUUGAAAGGUGACCAACUAGUUCCCACGGCUUCGCCUUGGGAACUAGUUUGUAAACUUCCAAUAGCUCAGGGAGGUAAUAUUGACUAGUCAUCCUCAAACCUUGUUGUAUUUGUAUAUAGACGAUGUGACCUGUGAAAGCACAUGUUUAAAAAAAGAGCCACAGAGCCUUGACUUCCAGCAGGCAC